Molecule: messenger RNA, 1284 nt
Organism: Gregarina niphandrodes
Lineage: Eukaryota; Apicomplexa; Conoidasida; Eugregarinorida; Gregarinidae
Exons: 1
Coding region: 1-1284 (427 amino acids)
Source: RefSeq, a predicted model, not a curated record
AUGAUAUCGGGGAUUCAGGCUACCCUAGCCUUGGCCAAGUCUACAGCACUGACUAUAAAGGAAGAGUGGAGUCAGCAGAAGAAUGUGUUAUGGGGUUUUCGUCCGUACUUGACGGACAUAUAUGAGCGGUACGGCGGCGACUAUGAGCCGCAGGUUGACCGGGGCGUGUUAGAUUGGUUGGAUGACAUUUUCGAGAGCCUGGAUACAAUAACUGAUUUCCCGCCGCCAAGUGACUACAAGACGUCGCUGCCGGCGUUGGAUCUGCAGCAGAUGCUGCGGGAUAUGCGCAAGUUAUGUAUCCUGCGUUAUACAACGGUGCCCAAAGUUAUUUCAGAGGAUGACUUUUGGAUCUGGGUGCAUUUUGGCAUAGAAACGAAACUCAACGAAUUGAAAUCGAACACGGAAGUCACCGCCGCAAUUAUAAAGACCUACAUUCAUAAGCGCAUCCAUCAAGAAGAAGAGGUUCGGGAACGGACUGCCCUCGCCGCACAUAGGGCAAGACAGGAACUUAGUACUGGAGGAAAUAACGGAAUUACCGAAAACAUCACCAGUACCCUCGUCAGUGCACCAGAAAAGACUCAACAACUUAUUUCCAAGUUCUUCGGUGCCAUUAAGACGCGUGGCAAUUCGCCUAACAACGUUCAGGACCCUCUAACUUCCUUGAACCCUCCAACUUCCUUGACCCUCACGGGGGGGACGCAAGCCUCCGCAGAGGAUCUCUCAGCUGCAGGUAAAUCCGUAACAGAUGAACCUGACCCCAUAGCAGACGAAGUAUCGUCUACUAGCCAAGAUAACGAAGGUCUUGCUUGCCCAGAUAAUGAAGGACCUGCUCACUCCGAAGGAUCUGCCCACUCCGAAGAACCUGCCCUUUCCGAAGAGCCUGUUAACUCCGGAGAACCUGAGCGUUCGGAAAAAAAUGCCGGCAAUGGAGCCCAAACUGUGGAAGAGAGUGAUGGCAUCAAAGCCGAGCGUCCGGAUGAGCUGGCUUUCCACCACAGGUCGGCUGAACAAGGCACCCUACGACCGACUGGCGGUGUCCGGGAAAUCUCGGGAGAGCCGGCUGCCCCAGUAUCCGGUGCAGCCAGCAAUAUGCCACAAUCCAAUCUCAUAGAUACUGACCUCGAAGACGUCAACAGAGACGCCCAGGUGAACCCCAGUGUGCCAGAGAACAAGUCGUGCCCCGCACUGGACAGCAAGGAUCAGCAGAUCGGCUGCUGCAUUGACGACCAACAAGACGACGACAUUGACGACCUUUUGGCUCUCGAGAAAGAGCUUGGCCUGUAA